Sander lucioperca (pikeperch) is the source of this 12244-nucleotide messenger RNA. Its product is annotated as glutamate receptor ionotropic, NMDA 2B. NCBI's taxonomy places the organism in Eukaryota, Metazoa, Chordata, Actinopteri, Perciformes, Percidae. Bases 1283 to 6499 code for a protein of 1738 amino acids. The transcript is spliced from 17 exons. Gene Ontology annotation, biological process: excitatory postsynaptic potential; monoatomic ion transport; synaptic transmission, glutamatergic. Gene Ontology annotation, molecular function: NMDA glutamate receptor activity; transmitter-gated monoatomic ion channel activity involved in regulation of postsynaptic membrane potential. Gene Ontology annotation, cellular component: plasma membrane; postsynaptic density membrane; NMDA selective glutamate receptor complex. The record is from RefSeq and is a predicted model, not a curated record.
CACACUCUUUCAAUGAAUACUAAUGCAGCGAGUGGGCACACCUCCCUUCCUGCUAUCUUUUUUCACAGGGAUGGGCGGGAGAGGGGAGACAGAGCAAUUCCAGCUCAGUAUCCCGCCUCGUGAGGCAGGCAGUGCUUGACUAGCAGCAGCCCCCAAUGCCUUUUUUUUCUCCCACUGAGCAAUAUUGGUGAGACUGUGCGUUGCUGCUGCAACAAUGUCUAACCUGUGUGAGUGGCACGUCAUAUCAGACCAGAGUUGAGAGAGAGGAAAGGACAUCUGUGCCUGCUUUUUUUUUUUUUGUCAUCUGGAUGGGAAGUCUUUUUUGGGAGGAGAGACAGAAGAAAGCAGAAGGCAGCCGGGGAAGGGGAAAAACUGGCAAUAGCCAAUCCCCCCUUCCACACAUAGUCUGGAGACAACGGAGGCCACUGGAGUAUUUGCUUUUAUCUUUCGUUUUUUGUUCUUUUUUUUUCUCAUCGCGCUACUGGGAGGUGCUUUACCUUUUCAUUUGCUUGCUCUCUCGGUCCUCUGUCUUCUCAUCUAUUUCGCCAUUUACCUGGUCAACAAUUUCUUCUAUUUAUGAGCCAAACAAGGAGGGAGAGAGAGAGAGAGGCAGAGAGACAGAGAAAAAGAGAAAGAGGAGGGGGAUUUUAUUUUUUGCCCCCUUAUUCUCUUUUUGUGCCCUUCGUUCAUUCCUCCUUCCCUCUCCAUCGCUAUCACUUGCAGCCCUUUCUAUCCCUGUGCAACCCACGCUCCCUCCUCCCCUACCGCCUCCCUCCUCCUCCCCUACCGCCUCCCUUCUCCUCCUCUCCACCACACCACUCCGCUCACUGUCCACCCGUAACUUUGGCUACUUUUUUGAUUCCACCAGUGUUUUAAUUUCCUUACUUUAAAAAAAAAAAAACCCCAACUCUUUUAAUUGGCUUGCUUGUAUUUUCUAUUUACGCCUUUUUUUCACUUUUGUACCUUUUCCUAUUCCCCCCCCCCCCUUCUCUUUUUUUCCUCCUACCAUCCUAUGCAUCUUUUUUGGGCGAUUCUUAAUUCUAACCAUAGACUGGCGGACGUCAGAAAAGCACGCAACGCCAAACAUCUCUUCGGAGGAGCGAAGGGGAGAACAGAAGUGAAGCUGCUCCUGUGGAGUACAAUUAACUCGAAAUUGCUGCUUUACCCUCUUGACCCGUCGAGGAUUUUACCUAAAACUGCUUUCAGCCUCCCUCAGUCUGAGGCUAUGAGAGGGAGAGAGGAGUCCCAGGCCGCACCAUCAUGCUACUUCUGAGACGCUGGGAUGAGACUUUGGCUGGCAAAACACAAGGUAUUACCCUCCCACUCCUCCACCAUGCCUGUCUGCGGCUGCCUCCGCCCCUCCUCACCUCGGGGCCAAGCUGGGGCCUCCUCCUCCGCCCCCUCGGUCGGCCAGGAGCAGGAGAGGCGAGUCCGACCCCUACAUCCACCCCCGCCUCCGUCGCUCCAGUGCCACACCAGCGCCUCCCACCGCCUCUCGCUUCUACUCCUGCUGCUCUGCCUUCUCCACCUGCCCCCGGCCUGCCACUCACGGAGAGAGAAAGGCGGGGGAGGCGGUGGGGGAGGUGGCGGUGGUGGCGGCGGCGGCGGCCACUACAUCCCCAUCCCCCAACCCCCUCCCCACCACAUGGCCCUGCCCAACAUCCUGCGUGGCCUCAGCAUCGCCGUUGUCCUGGUGGGCAACUCCAGCGAGGUGGCGCUGGCCGGGGCGCGGGAGAAGGACGACUUCCUGCACAUGGCACCCAACGUGGAGGUGCUGACCAUGAAUGAGACGGACCCUAAAAGCAUCAUCAAGAGCAUCUGUGACCUAAUGACGGAGCACUGGCUGCAGGGCGUGGUGUUUGGGGACGACACCGACCAGGAGGCCAUCGCCCAAAUCCUCGACUUCAUCUCAGCCCAGACCCACAUCCCCAUCCUCGGAGUCCGCGGGGGGUCCUCCAUGAUCAUGGCUGCCAAGGAUGACGACUCCAUGUUCUUUCAGUUCGGCCCCUCCAUCGAGCAGCAGGCGUCAGUCAUGCUAAACAUCAUGGAGGAGUACGACUGGUACAUCUUCUCCAUCGUCACCACGUACUACCCGGGUUACCAGGACUUUGUCACCAAGAUCCGUAGCACCAUCGAGAACAGCUUUGUGGGCUGGGAACUGGAGGAAGUUCUACUGCUCGACAUGUCCGUAGACGACGGAGAUUCGAAGAUCCAAAACCAGCUGAAGAAGCUGCAGAGCCCCGUCAUUCUUCUCUACUGCACAAAAGAAGAGGCCAACACCAUCUUCGAGGUGGCCCACUCUGUUGGGAUCACGGGCUACGGCUACACGUGGAUAGUGCCCUCGCUGGUAGCUGGAGACACUAUUGUAGUGCCUGCAGAGUUCCCCACAGGUCUGCUCUCCGUGUCCUAUGACGAGUGGGACUACAACCUGGAGGCCCGUGUUCGCGACGGCGUGGCCAUCAUCACUAUGGCAACCUCCACCAUGAUGAUGGACCGCGGACCUCACACUUUACUGAAGUCUGAGUGCCACGGAGCUCCAGACAAGAAGACCCCCAUCUCAGGCAACCCCAACGAAGUGCUCAGGUACCUGAUGAAUGUGACGUUCGAGGGGCGAAAUCUGUCGUUCAGCGAGGACGGAUACCAGAUGCACCCCCAGCUGGUCAUCAUUCUGCUCAACAAGGAGAGACAGUGGGAGAGGGUGGGUAAAUGGGAGAAUGGUUCCUUGUCCAUGAAGUACCACGUGUGGCCUCGCUAUGAAUUAUAUGGGGGGGCAGCAACCAGGGAGGAUGACCACCUGUCCAUCGUGACAUUGGAGGAGGCUCCGUUCGUCAUCGUGGAAGACGUGGAUCCGCUCAGCGGGACGUGCAUGAGGAACACUGUACCCUGCCGGAAACAGAUCAAAAUCCUCAAUCAGACGAAGGAUUCAGGGAUCUACAUAAAGCGCUGCUGUAAGGGAUUCUGCAUUGACAUCCUGAAGAAGAUCGCCAAGCAGGUGAAGUUCACCUAUGACCUUUACCUGGUCACUAAUGGAAAACACGGCAAGAAGAUCAACGGGACAUGGAACGGCAUGGUGGGAGAGGUGGUGUUGAAAAACGCCCACAUGGCCGUUGGCUCCUUGACCAUUAAUGAGGAGAGGUCGGAGGUCAUCGACUUUUCCGUCCCCUUCAUCGAGACGGGUAUCAGCGUCAUGGUGUCCCGUAGCAACGGCACCGUUUCACCCUCGGCCUUCUUAGAGCCCUUCAGUGCGGAUGUGUGGGUGAUGAUGUUCGUGAUGCUGUUGCUGGUGUCAGCAAUGGCUGUGUUUAUAUUCGAGUACUUCAGCCCUGUGGGCUACAACCGCUGUCUGGCUGACGGCAGAGAGCCUCACGGCCCAUCCUUCACCAUUGGUAAGGCCAUCUGGCUGCUGUGGGGUCUGGUCUUUAACAACUCUGUGCCGGUGCAGAACCCCAAAGGCACCACCAGUAAGAUCAUGGUGUCCGUGUGGGCCUUCUUUGCUGUCAUCUUCCUGGCCUCCUACACUGCCAACCUGGCUGCUUUCAUGAUCCAGGAGGAAUAUGUGGACCAGGUAACUGGUCUCUCAGACAAAAAGUUCCAGAGUCCCAACGACUUCUCUCCUCCGUUUCGGUUCGGCACUGUCCCAAACGGGAGUACGGAGAGAAACAUUAGGAACAACUAUCCAGAAAUGCACGCCUACAUGACAAAGUUUCAUCAGAGAAACGUCAACGAGGCCCUGGCCUCUCUCAAGGCCGGCAAACUAGAUGCUUUCAUUUACGACGCGGCCGUACUGAACUACAUGGCCGGAAGGGACGAGGGCUGCAAGCUGGUGACCAUUGGCAGCGGCUACAUCUUUGCCACCACGGGGUACGGCAUCGCCAUCCAGAAGGAGUCGCUCUGGAAGAGACAUGUGGACCUGGCCAUCCUGCAGCUCUUUGGAGACGGUGAGAUGGAGGAGCUGGAGUCCCUGUGGCUGACGGGGAUCUGCCACCACGAGAAGAACGAGGUGAUGUCCAGUCAGCUGGAUGUGGACAACAUGGCCGGCGUCUUCUACAUGCUCGGCGCCGCCAUGGCUCUGUCGCUCAUCACCUUCAUCUGUGAGCACUGGUUCUACUGGCAGCUGCGCUUCUGCUUCAUGGGCGUCUGCUCCGGCCAGCCCGGCUUCGUCUUCUCCAUCAGCAGGGGCAUCUACAGCUGUAUCCACGGUGUGCAGAUUGAGGAGAAGAGCAGCUCGGCAUUGAACUCCCCAUCAGCCACCAUGAACAACACCCAUUCCAACAUUAUGCGCCUCCUACGCACCGCCAAGAACAUGGCCUCCCUGUCGGGGGUGAACGGCUCACCCCACAGCGCUCUGGACUUCAUCCGCCGGGAAUCCUCUGUUUAUGACAUCUCUGAACACCGGCGCAGCUUGGCGGGCCACUCCGACUGCAAGCCCCCUUACAUCCCGGAAGACAACAUGUUCAGCGACUACAUCAGUGAGGUGGAGAGGACGUUUGGCAACCUCCACCUGAAGGACAGUAACCUGUACCAGGACCACUACCUGCACCACCACGGCUCAACACUGGGGCUCAGCGGACCGGCUCCCAACAGGCCCCACAGUCUGGGCAGCGCUAGUUCUCUGGAGGGGGGCAUGUUCGACUGUGACAGUCUGGGCGGAGGGAUGGCCCCUAUUUUCACCACCCAGCCAUGCUCAGCACUGACCCACAGGAACAUGAGCAAGUUUGACCUGCUGUCUGGACAGACUCCCCCCUCAGGCCAGAGCUUUAAGGGAGGCCUGCCGGACCUGUACGGGAAGUUCUCCUUCAAAGGAGGCGCCUCAAGUUCCACGUUUAUCCCUGGGCACGGCUACUGUGGAGGGAGAGGAGAUGACGAUGGGAAUAUACGCUCAGAUGUCUCGGACAUUUCCACGCACACAGUAACUUAUGGGAACCUGGAAGGUAAUGCCAAGAAGCGCAAACAAUACCGCGAUAGCCUGAAAAAGAGGCCAGCCUCUGCCAAGUCCAGACGGGAGCUGGACGAGAUCGAGCUGGGCUACAGGAGGAAACCCUACCACAUCAGCCACCACCAUUACCACGGCCACCGCUCUACCUCCCCACCGCUUUUGCCCGCUGAACGGAAGAGAGGAGGAGGAGGUGGAGGAGGUAACAACGACGGGAACUCCUAUCUCUUCAGAGAAAAGGAGAGCGUUCGGGAUUUUUAUUUGGACCAGUUUCGGCCCAAAGAGGGCGUCCCUCAGUGGGAACAUGUGGACCUGACGGAGGGCCCUGGGAGUAGAGAUGGAGGAGUGGCGACCUGCACCACCCUGGUUCCAGUGGAUGAUUUUCUUAAGGGCAAACCCAAGAAGUCAGAUUCAAAGAGUGGGGGAGGAUCUGGGCUGGCAGGGGGAGAGUGGGAGUGCAGGAACUGCCGGGCUAGCGGGGGAGGAGUGGGCAAGCAGAUGUCCAUGCAUGGAGGAGUGGGUGGUGGUGUUGGGUACGGUGGUGGUAUGAGCUGCGGGUCCUCUGGAGGCGGAGGAAACAGCCGCCCCAGCUCCGCGACCUGCAUGCGCUGCGAGGGCUGUAAAAAGACAGGAAACCUCUACGAUAUCAGCGAGGACAACAACCACCUCUUGGAACAGAUGGGGGGAGGGAAAGGCGGGGGAGGAGGAGGAGGCGGCAUGGGCGCAGGCCCUCAGUCUCAACCUCAGGGCCAGCAGAGGAGAAAGAGUGGAGGAUUGGGCAAACAACUGAGGCGGCAGCACUCGUAUGACGCGUUUGUGGACCUUCAGAAAGAGGAGUCAGGUGGGAUGGGAAGUCUGAUAGGCCUAGGGGGGGUUGGAGGGAUGAGCGGUGCGGGUAUGGGAGGGAUGCUGCCCCCACCCAGAAGUGUUAGCUUGAAGGAGAAAGAACGCUACAUGGAGGGCUCCAGCCCCUUCGCAAACAUAUUUGAGCGUCACGGGGGCUCGGAGAGAGAAAGGGAAAGAGACCGGGACCCAUUGUUUUACGCAGGUGAGGGCCGGAAAAGACCCGGCUCACCAUUCGGCCUGUUCAGAGGCGGCGAGGGCCUCCACCGCCGCUCCAUCGGAGAGAGAGACAUGCGAGACCGGGACAGGUCUUUGAUGGAAGGAGGAGGUGGGGGAGGGUUCUCUUUAUCCAAAUCUCUUUACCCCGACAGGGUAAACCAAAACCCCUUUAUACCCACCUUUGGGGACGACCAGUGUCUGAUGCACGGAGCCAAACAAUAUUACAUGAAAAAGCAACAGCAGCAGCAGCAGCAGCAGCAGCAGCAACAAGUUGCCAAAAACAGCCGAAGUGACUUCAGGAGCCAGAUGAGCACGACGUCAUAUCUGCCGGCGUCUGCCACGGCCGGGGUGAUGUCCAACGUGACCCCCCGGUUCCCGAAAGAGCUCAGCCACGGUGGAAUGAACCACCACGGCUCCAUGCUGGGGGUGGGCCCCCCACGUCCCUUCAACGGAAGCAAUGGCCAUGUGUACGAGAAACUCUCCAGCAUUGAGUCUGACGUGUGAGAACAAAACACAAAAAGGGGGAGGAGGACCGGACAAUGGCGAGGGAGGAAGGGGGGGGGGAGGAAUAGAGGCAUGUACUAGUGUUGGGAGAUCAGGGAUGAUUUUAAAAGACACUGUCCACACACUGCAACCCUAGCCCAUAUUGGGACAGCACGAUUAGGUAAGAGAGGAGAGAACUGGAGACUGUGAUAUGGAGAUGUAAGAAGAGUACAAAAUCUUGUUUUAGCAAAAAAACUAAUCUGGGUUAAAAAAUCAGGACACUCUGAGGAGGUGUGGGAUGUUAACCCUCUCUCAGAAACGGCCAAAGCUACUCUACUUUUAUGUCCACUCACGGUCGAUCAACAUCCCCCCCACCUCAACAUUAACACAAAUGCGCUCGACUCCCCCAAGUCCAUUAUUUUCAUCCACCGGUGACGCAGAAGUCAAUGUACUCGGUUAUUGUCGCAAAGAGGCGACAGCUCAUCUUUUAAUUUGAUACUGGACGUGUGAGCCUGUUGCGAUGCGACUGCCUGUCGACGCGAGAGCUCCCGCCGAGGCGCUUCUGAGGAAAAAGACUGCGAGAGCGAGCGGCCCAUCUGCCCCUGUGUCACCGCAGAACGGAGACGUUGUCACGCUUACCGGAGCCACGACACAGGCGAUGACUCUCUGCUUCUCUCUCAGCCCCGGCCUGUCCAUCUCCUCUCCGUCCCAACUCGUCUCUUCUCCUCCCCCACAACCCCCCUCCUCCUCAUCCCCCAACGCCAAAUGACCUGAUCUUGUUUGCUUUGAGAAAUACAAUCAUGAAUGAUAAGAUAUUCUUAUAGAAAAAAAAAAACAGGGUAUAAGAACAACAAUAAUAUUGAUAACAUUGUGAAUAACAAAAAUGUUAGUGCUGAUUAUGAUAACACUGCUUAUGAUAUCACUUAAGUUUGUUUUAAUUUGUUUUAUGUUCAGCUGGUAUGAUAUUUCACUAGUGUUUGAGUACCUGUGGUUGUAUCCUGUCUGCCUCCCGUGGCAGCUGGAAGGUUGUUCUAAGUUCAACCAACAAGUCAGAAAGACUGAGUCCUUAACUUCUUAUUUUUUUCAAUGGUUUCUGUAGAAUAGUCUACUUCAUGCUCAUACAUUUAUUUGCUCCUUGUGGAAAAAACAGGAUCUGGAGAGACAUGUUUAGAGCUGACAGAUCCUUCUUUGAUGUUUCAAGACGUUACAAAUGAAGUGCACACACACACACAUACACAUACACACACACACACACACACACACACACACACUCAUACUUUAAACACAUGCCGAUUUUGUCGGUCUGAACUUGUGUUACUGUGAACGACGCGUUUCGUCUCAAAAGCUGAAGAGAUUGAGAGGAAGGACGUGCCUUAAUGGUCUCCAGUGGAUGUGUCCUCCGGUUCACCCGCCGUCCUCGUGCGACAGGCCUGCACCGGGAUGGACCGGCAUGUUUUUUUAGGCUCCUCUGUGACUCUCUUCACGUUUAUUGAGCCAAAGCUGCAGUGAAAAUGUACAGCAAGGCUUUGAGACACUGCAGCUGAUGGUUUAGAUACAAGAGGAUGAUGUUUUAUAACUUCGUAAGAAAAUGAUUUCAUAUGUCGAAUGUGGGCAGCGCUUUACGAACCAGAUGUAUUUUUAGGAUGUCACGGAUAGACCGACCGCGUCUCACUUCACAACACGGCAGCCUUUAGACCACUUCUUUUAUUCAGGUUACAUGAUAACAGUCACCAGGCACUCACCUUUUUAUUUAUUUUCCCGCCUCUCACCAGUAUCUCGUAGAAGGCGUUACUUAUUCACUCACGUAAGCAGUCUGAGAGGCGCGCACAGAAAGCUUUGUUUGUACAUUGUGUAUGAUAAAUAUAUGGACUGCUGUUUAUGUUGGCGAAAACACAAAAUGGGUAGGAAAAAUGUUGUUGCCCCGUGACAAUGAUGCCGAUUAAAGCUUGAGCCGAGGAGGAUGUCGAUUUGGGACAGGCCUCUUCGACACUGACAGAGGCGUCCGGAAGGCGUCCCGAAGGCGUCCUGAAGGCAGCCAUCUUGCGAACAUCUUUGCGAAUGGCUUUUCACUUUAACUGAUGUAGAUAGUCUUUAUUUUUUAUUUAUUUAUUUAUUUUUUUUGCUGGAGAGGCCUCAUUGUAUUGCACAGGACCUUUUUACUUGGUGUAGGUUCAGGCACUUCAGUAGACAUGCCUUAUCAUCCCAUCACCAUGUCCCCCCUCCCCCCAGAGCUGUCUGAUGAUCAUAUUAACUGUAAAUUAAUAUGUACUAUUAAAAGGUUUGAUCUUCAGUUAGCUGGCGGCGUCAGAAGUUCAAGGGCUGCGGGAGAUUGCGAAGGAGUGCUGGCCUGAGACAGGAGCUGCUGGAGUGUGUAGAGUGUGAUCUUUGUCCUUGCGGACUUCUAUCUUAUACCCUAAUCUAAAUGCACCAAUGUAAUAGGUUGGCGUGCGUGCGUGCGUGCGUGCGUGCGUGCGUGCGUGCGUGCGUGCGUGCGUGCGUGCGUGCGUGGGUAUGUGUGUGGAAGGAAGCAAAUCACGAUUGAAUGAUAACAGCUGUAUUUUUUCUGAUAACUAUUCAUAAGUUCAACAGCCUCUCCUCCUACUCCUCCCUCGCUCCACAGACAACACCAUCAAAGUGAGACUGAUCGAGUUAGCCUUAAAUCAAACUGAUCCAUCCAUCUAUCCCCCCUCCACCCCCCACCCCCCGCCCCGCAACCCCAUGACUCUCCUAAUGAAUAGAUUGGGAUCUCUGGAAUUUUUAUACGCACACAUUUUCGAGAGUUCAGGUCAACCAUUAUCAGCGAGACGGUAUAAGGAGAACAGGAAAUGACGGGGGAAUAAGAAGGAGCAGAAGAAGGGAGACUUUGGAGUGGGCAUCAAUCAGUGUCAGCAUUUGUACGUUCAGUCUUUUCCUUGUAAAUAAUAUAUUUCAAACUCUUUUCACUUUGUACAGUCGACAGACAGACAGGAUGUAACUUUCAAUAUGUUUUACAGCAAUUUAAGAAAUAAACAAAACGAUAAUAAAAACUGAUAAAAACGAAAAAAAGUCAUCGACAAAAUUAUGCAAAAAUAUACUUAAGACACAAAUAUUACUAAUCAUAAGUGAUAUAAUUGCACCUUUUUACUUUAAGUCUCAUGUUUACUUAAUUAUAAUAGUUUACCAAUCAGUAUACUUAUUAUGUUAAGAAUUAUGCUUUUUUUCAUAUUUUCACUAAAGUGUUGGAAAUCAAGGAUACUUUACUGUAGGUGUAGACGUUUGGUGAUAAAAAAGGGGGAAAGUUUAGUUUUAGGAGUCUUCGCUAAGUUUCCCUUGAAUUGUGUUAGAUUCUCUCUUUUAAGGUAAGCUCUUCUUCAUGCUUUUUGAGAUCAAUUCAAUUAUCUACACAUUUAUGGAAUACAAUAUUACAUGUAUACAUAGAUGAUAUUUGCAUAUAGAGGCAGUAUAUUGUGAUCCUUCAUUUUUAAGCAGCAAUCCUUGUUAAAAAAACUUACGAGAUAUUUGUGUUUUUGUUGCCCGUUUUUUUCUUCUCACCUGGGCUCUUUAACGGUGACUGCACACAGAAUUUAGAGCCAUCGUCGGCCUGGCCUAUCCUCUUCCCUCUCUAUGCUUGGGAUAGACAUCACUGUGGUAAAGGAAUACACACAUGCAUACACACACACACACACACACACACACACACACACACACACACACACACACAAAUGCACGCUGGCCAUUCCCCAGUGUUGACGGCGUUAAUGUUGCGGAGGAUUUCAGCACAAUCUUGUGGGAAACCCAAGAGUGAGUGUAGUUUCAUCUCAUUGAGAAUCCAUUUGAAGCUGAAAUGCAUUUGUGCAACCCCUUAUUAUUAAAAGGUGCAACAUUUGUUCUGUCACGCCUCAUGUUAUGUAGAGUUUUGCUUCAGGGGAAUCAACUGCUGUUGCUAUAUUCAAGCUCGCAUAUUCCUAAACUGUGUUAUUAGACAGAAAGCCUCGGAUACUGACUUAUGUUUGUGCAACUUUGUGUACUGCUUGCUUCUCAGCACGAGACUGGAAAUAUAAUUUGUUGUGCACAUAUGCAAUUUUGACCCCAUGCAGUCAGAAAUCCCCCCCCCCCCCACACACACACACACACACACACACACACACACACUCUUCUGUAUGGUACUGAUUCCAAUAAGUCUCUAUAAUCUUUGCCUCAACCCUGAGAGAAGAAAUUCAUAUCUCUUCUGUUUUUCUCCUCAACUGUUUUCAUGUCUAGAGGGUUGAUUGAAAAGUGAAAAAUGUUUCUGUGCACGUAAACUCUGUGUAGGUUUGCAUAUUUUUCAUACAAGCCACCACGCUCCUCCUCCCUUAUUUGCAAUAAAAAAAAAAAAAAAAAAACAGGAUGACAGAAAAAAGCUCUUACUGUACUCGGUAUGUGCUAUUUCAUCACUUCCUGUUUUUUUUGUUUUUUUUCCAUGCAUUGGAAAGGGCGAGCUAGGGCCAUUUUCCAGCUGCUGGUUAGGAAGUCAAGGUGCGCCUGACACUGUGGUAAACAUGCUAUCAUCAGGCCUUUACCACCUCCAGCUGCUCUGCUCUGCAGCCAGAGUCUUUAUUUCCCUUACGGCCGAAUCGGUCCCGGGCUCACUUCUCUGCACACGAGCAUGCCACAACACAUUUGUUCAAAUGGGUCGCGUUGAGCGAAAAACACUGUGUCACAUUUUUACAACACAAGAAACGGCCGUGGCAAAGUCAGCGGGGCCUGGAACAUCCUGAAGGCGGAGGAUGUACACAUCACCUCAGCUGACGCGUGUUUUGUCUGUCAGGGAUACUGACACACGGGACCACAUAAGAGCGUGACGUGGUCGGCUACAGGGAUCGAUGUUGACCGGUUAAACUGACUCGUGAAAAUGUAUUUUUUGUGUGUUUUGGAGGAAAAGGUAUUUGACAUCGGUAUUUCUAUCAUAUUGAGUUGCUAAUUGCGUUUUCACACAUGCAGAUAGGAAGGAUUAUACUGUGAUGUUAUAUGAUUGAGUUGUUGUGAAGGUCCAUUUGUAAUUUAGCUGCUUAUAAUUUUCCAGUUCACCCUAAUUCAUUGCAGAACUUGGUUACUCAUAUUUUAAAAGUUCUUUCUGUGUGUACGUGUAUUAAUAUGUAUUGAUAUUGCUUUAUAUUGAUGCAACAUUUUCUAUUAAAUUGUGUACAGUUUUGUUUGUUUAAUAUUGCUAUUUUCCAUCCUCCUCAUUGGUACAGUUAAGGGAUUGCUUUAGCUGAUUGAAAAAUGACAUAAGGGGUUGCUACUAAAUGUAUUUCACAAGGUGAACUCACAUCUUCACUGAAACUACAUAGCCUGAUUCAAUUUACUGUGGGUUGACAAACGUGUAACAUAUGAAUAGUAUCAAUUGUAUACAUAAUGAUAUACAUAAUAUUAUUCUUGGCCAUUCUUUUCUCUUUUUGUGGCCCUUUUCUUUGAAAUAAAAAAAAAAAAACCCACAUUUUUACACCAUACGAACAGAAAACGACACAAAAACAAAUAAUUGUACAGGUUGUGUAAAUACUGAAUACUGCGGUGAAACAUUGACCUUGUUUUUUUUUUGUAUGGAAACUAUCAAAGUAAUCUCAAUAACAAAAUUAACCACGUCAUGACAAAAUUGCAACAAAAAAAUAAAUAAACAUUAAGGUACUUCUAAUAAGGAUAAUAUUGAUAUCUACAAUUAUAAGUGCUCAAAUAAGACUAUUCUUUCUCUUUGUACAUGAUGAACAAAAUGAAGUGUUGAGUAUUAAUAAUAAAAAAAACUAAGUUUCA